UGAACCAGGAAAAAUAUUUACUCAAAAAGAGGCGGAAGGAGAAUUUCAAUCGCGUCAAGAAUAUUUGUAUAAAAAUAUUCGAAAAUUUGUUGAUGAAUCAUUUCAGGAUAUCAUGUAUCCUAAACCAAUAGUUAGAUAG
Messenger RNA from Funneliformis geosporum, 139 nucleotides. The record is from the annotation of a GenBank genome assembly. NCBI's taxonomy places the organism in Eukaryota, Fungi, Glomeromycota, Glomeromycetes, Glomerales, Glomeraceae.